AUGACUAAAUUAAUCUAUGAGAGAAGUAAUCAGUCAUCAACCCUGGAAUUUAUCCUCCUGGGAAUUAAUGGUCAACAGGAACCAGAUUUCUUCUGCUUCUUUCUUCUCUUCUUCUUCUCCUUCUCCUUCUUCUUAUUUGUUUACCCCAUCACACUGAUUGGAAAUGUGCUCAUCAUCUUGGCCAUUUACUCUGACAUUCACCUUCACAACUCAAUGUAUUUUUUCCUUGCCAACCUCUCUUUGGUUGACAUCUUCUUCUCACCUGUAAGCAUCCCUAAGAUGAUAGCCAGCCAUCUCUUGGGCAGCAAAGUCAUCUCCUUUGGAGGAUGCCUAACACAGAAGUAUUUCAUGCUUGCCAUGGCUAACACAGACAGCCAUAUGUUGGCUGUGACUGCAUAUGAUCGAGCUGUGGCCAUCAGCUGCACACUCCACUACACAAUUGUGAGUCCAAAGUCUUGUGUCCUGCUACUUGUUGGGUCUUGGAUGGUUGGAAACACCAAUUCCCUCCCCCACACUCUGCUCACAGCUAGUCUGUCCUUCUGUGGCAACCACGAAGUGGCCAACUUCUACCGUGACAUUGCCUCUUUGCUCAAGCUGUCCUGUUCUGACAUCCACCUUAAUGUGAAGAUGACGUACCUGGGGGUUGGUGUUUUCUCUGUGCCACUGUUGUGCAUUGUUAUCUCUUAUAUUUGGUUUUUUUCCACAGUCUUAGGGGUUCCAUCCACCACGGGUGUGCUCAAAGCCUUCUCCACUUGUGGUUCUCACCUCAGAGUUGUUUCUUUGUAUAAUGGGAUAAUCAUGGGCAUGUAUUUAUGUCCUCUGACUAGGUACAGUCUAAAGGAUGCAGUGAUAACUGUGACGUACAUGGCAGUGACCCCAAAGUUAAAUCGUUUCAUCUCUAGUCUGAGAAAUCGGGACACGAAGGCUGCCCGGUGGAAACUCUUCAGCAAGAGGAUCUCCUCAUGCCGGGUGAGGGCUCGCGUCGGAGACUGCAACAUGCACUUGAAAGUCCGCCCUCAACAUCACCAAUCUGAAAGUGAAUAUCCACUGAGCACUUUCGAUCUUCUUCGUGAAAGCAGCGUGUGCAGUCUGCUUCUGGCCCGCCACCUGGGCCCCUCCUCCAAGGAAACACACUUUCUGAUUUUGCCAGACCAAAAAGAAAAUCUGGGAUGCAAGGCUCCAACAGAAGAGAAAUGUGGGCUGAUGCCAUGCUGGCAGUGGGUGGACCUGCUCUACAUCUUCUGGGGAGACUGGAGCCCAGUGUGGGCCAUGGUCAACUCGAGCUGA
Molecule: messenger RNA, 1287 nt
Organism: Lemur catta (Ring-tailed lemur)
Lineage: Eukaryota; Metazoa; Chordata; Mammalia; Primates; Lemuridae
Product: olfactory receptor 1A1-like
Biological process (GO): G protein-coupled receptor signaling pathway
Cellular component (GO): membrane
Molecular function (GO): olfactory receptor activity; G protein-coupled receptor activity
Source: RefSeq, a predicted model, not a curated record